AUGCUCGCCGCUCCUGGUCGCGCGGCUCUGGUCCGCGCCCGGGCGCAGAGCUCGCAUCUCGUAUCCGCGCAUCAAACUGUUACAUCUUCGGUCUCGAUCGCCAGCCGACACCUGGCCACCGAGGCAGCCGCGACGACUUCCUCCAGUGGCAGAAAGAAGGGCCCCACGGCUGUCCUUCUCAUGAACAUGGGUGGCCCCUCGACGUCGACAAAGGAAGAGGUCGGUGACUUUCUCUCUCGCCUGUUUCACGACCGCGAGCUGAUCCAGCUGCCGUUCCAGUCUCGGUUGGCGCCUCUCAUCGCCCGACGGAGGACGCCCAAGAUCGUGGACCAGUAUGACAAGAUCGGAGGUGGCUCCCCCAUCCUGAGGUGGACCAACACCCAGGGCAAGGCCAUGACCGACCUGCUCGAUCAGCUCCACCCCGAGACCGCGCCGCACAAGCACUACGUCGCCUUCCGCUACGCGAGGCCCUUGACUGAAGAGGCCCUCGAUCAGAUGGCAGAGGAUGGUGUCACACGGGCCGUGGGCUUCACCCAGUACCCGCAGUACAGCUGCAGCACCACCGGAAGCAACCUCAACGAGCUGUACCGCGAGAUCCAAAGGCGCAAGGCCCGCGGUGCGCCCGAAGGCGACAUCCAGUGGUCGUUGAUCGACCGGUGGCCCACUCAUCCGCUCCUCAUCGAGGCUUUCACCAACCGCGUCAAGGCAGCGCUGGACGAGUACCCCGAGGAGAUCCGCGCCAAGGUCCCUAUCAUGUUUAGCGCCCACUCCCUGCCGAUGCAGAUUGUCUCGGACCGCGGGGACCCUUACCCUGCCGAGGUGGCGGCCACGGUGCACGGCGUCAUGGACAAGCUGGGCUGGAGCAACCCGUACCGCGUCACCUGGCAGAGCCAGGUGGGGCCGGCCGCCUGGCUUGGUCCGCAGACCAGCGACACGGUCAAGGGCUGGGCAAAGCAGGGUCACAAGGAUGCCGUCGUCGUGCCGAUUGCCUUUACCAGCGACCACAUCGAGACGCUGUUUGAGCUGGACCAGGAACUGCACGAAGAGGCCGAAGAGCAUGGUCUGAGGCUCAAGCGAGCCGAGUCGCUCAACGACGAGCCCACCUUUAUCCGAGCCAUGGCCGAGGCGGUGACGUCGCAUCUCUCCGCGCUCGAGGGCACGGGUCGCAAGAUCGAGGGCGACAAGCCGGGAGCUUCGGUGUGGAACCAGGGCUACACGAGCAAGCAGAUGCUGCUGCGCUGCCCGGGCUGCGUCAACCCGGUAUGCCAGGAGCAAAAGAGCUUCUUCGGCCGUGUGUCGCCUUGA
This is a messenger RNA of Pseudozyma flocculosa PF-1, 1305 nucleotides long. RefSeq lists its product as uncharacterized. NCBI's taxonomy places the organism in Eukaryota, Fungi, Basidiomycota, Ustilaginomycetes, Ustilaginales, Ustilaginaceae. The transcript has 2 exons. Gene Ontology annotation, molecular function: protoporphyrin ferrochelatase activity. The coding region runs from base 1 to 1305 and encodes 434 amino acids. Gene Ontology annotation, biological process: heme biosynthetic process. The record is from RefSeq and is a predicted model, not a curated record.